Messenger RNA from Strongyloides ratti, 2265 nucleotides. Its product is annotated as Phosphate-regulating neutral endopeptidase. Lineage: Eukaryota; Metazoa; Nematoda; Chromadorea; Rhabditida; Strongyloididae. Gene Ontology annotation, cellular component: plasma membrane. Gene Ontology annotation, biological process: protein processing. The coding region runs from base 1 to 2265 and encodes 754 amino acids. Gene Ontology annotation, molecular function: metalloendopeptidase activity. The record is from RefSeq and is a predicted model, not a curated record. The transcript is spliced from 6 exons.
AUGGUUAAUGAUACUGAGGUUGGGACAGAAGUUUUACCAAAAGAAGUUGUUGUUUCUGAAAAAAAAAAAAAUGGUGGAAUAAAUAAAAUUUUACUAUGUUUGCUAAUAAUUUUUAUUAUUCUUUUUGCUAUAAUGUCUGCAGCAGUUGGAAUGUUUUAUUUCAAGUCGACUCCAGACAUCUGUUUGUCAUCUGGUUGUAUUCGAACAGCAUCUGUUAUUUUAUCAUCAAUGAAUGCUUCUGCAAAUCCAUGUGAUGAUUUUUAUGCAUAUGCCUGCGGAAAUUGGAUGAAAAAUAAUCCUAUACCAGAUGAUGCUCCAUCAGUUUCUAAUUUUGAAAAUCUUGGACAUGAUCUAGAAUUAGCAUUAAAAGAAUUAUUGGAAGAAAAAGUGAUUGAAGGAUUAGAUGGUGAAGCAGUUAAAAAAGCUAAAGGAUUUUAUAAUUUAUGUUUAAAUUCAAGUCAAAUUAUGAGCACAUGGAGAAGUGUUUUUAAUGAAGUAAUUGAAAGUUUUGGUGGAUGGCCAGCAUUAGAUCCUGAUGUUGAUGUUAGUGAUAUUAAAAUUGAACAUUUAUAUGGUAAAAUGGUGUCGCAAUUUAAAGCAGAUAGCUUAUUUAAGGCAUCUGUUCAACCAGAUGAUAAAAAUUCAGAAAAACAUAUUAUUCUCCUUGAUCAACCAGCUUUAAAUUUAUUUGCCAGAGAUUUUUAUAUAAUGGAUGAAGCUGAAGAUGAAAGACAGGCAUAUGUUACAUUAAUAACUGAUGUUUUAUUAUUAUUAGAUGCUAGUAGUGAAUCUGUUAAUCAAAGUGCUAAAGAAAUACUUGCAUUUGAAACUCAAUUAGCAAAUGUGAGCGAUUCAUCAUACAACGAAAAUGUUACUGCUACAGAAGAACAACGACAUGAUAUUGCUGAUAUGUAUAAUAAAAUAACUCUUGGAGAAAUGAAAAAAAAAUUACCUAAUUUUGAUUGGAUAUUAUUUUUUGAUACUUUAUUUGAAAAAAUUCCUGAUACUAAUGGUAAAAAGAUUAUUUUUGAUGAUAGUACACAAAUUGUUAUAUAUGGUAUUGAUUUUGUUUAUAAACUUAAUGAACUUUUACCAAAAUAUGACAAAAGAACUAUUGUUAAUUAUUUAAAUUGGUGUUGGUUUUAUAAAGCAAUGGUAAGAGAUCUUCCAGAUCCAUUUGCUUUUACUAUAUUUAAAUUUUAUCAAACUCUUAAUCUUAUGCAAGUUCCCAAACUUCGUUGGCAUGGAUGUAUAUCAAGAAUAAAUAUGCUUUUACCAAUGGCAACAUCAAGUGUUUAUAUUAGAAAUCAUUUUGAUCAUGAAGCUAAAAAACAAGUUGAAGAAAUGAUAACAUUAAUUAUGGAAUCAUUUGUUGAACUUCUUGAAAGUGAAGAUUGGCUUUCAGAAGAGACAAAAGAUUUUGCUAAAAUUAAAGUUAGAAGUAUGAGUCAAAAAAUUGGAUAUCCUGAUUAUCUAAAUGAUACAAAAGCAGUUGAUAAAGAAUAUCAACAUUAUAAAGUAUUUCCAGGAGAUUAUUAUCGUACUAAAUUUCAGUUUUAUGAAAUGUAUCAACAUGAUGCUUUAGAAAGAAUAAAAUUACCCGUUGAUAGAGAAAGAUGGGUUGCUGGUGCUGCAUUAGUUAAUGCUUUUUAUUCACCUAAUACUAAUGAAAUUAUUUUUCCAGCUGGUAUAUUACAACCUGUCUUUUAUGACAAACAUUUUCCAAGUUCUAUGAAUUUUGGUGGUAUUGGUGUUGUUAUUGGACAUGAAAUUACACAUGGUUUUGAUGAUAGAGGUCGUCUCUAUGAUAGUGUUGGUAAUAUUAGACAAUGGUGGGAUAAUACUACAAUUAAACGUUUUGAGGAGAAAGCGCAAUGUAUUGAAGAACAAUAUUCUAAUUAUUUUUUAGAUCAAAUAUCAAUGAGAAUUAAUGGUAGAAGUACUAAAGGUGAAAAUAUUGCUGAUAAUGGUGGAUUAAAACAAGCUUAUAGAGCAUAUAAAAGAUAUGAAAGUAGGCAUUCACCACCACAAAAAUUACCAGGUGUAAAUCUUACUCAUGAUCAAUUAUUUUUCCUUAAUUAUGCUCAGAUAUGGUGUGGAGCAAUGAAUGAUAAAGAAGCAAUUAGGAAAUUACGUACAUCAGAGCAUUCUCCAGGUCCAAUAAGAGUUAAAGGUCCUCUUUCAAAUUCGUAUGACUUUGCUAAAGCGUUUAAUUGCCCACCAGGAAGUCACAUGAAUCCAGUCGAAAAGUGCCGUGUUUGGUAA